This is a messenger RNA of Drosophila melanogaster (fruit fly), 1010 nucleotides long. RefSeq names its product tetraspanin 42Eh (gene Tsp42Eh). The transcript has 5 exons. The coding region runs from base 98 to 793 and encodes 231 amino acids. The record is from RefSeq and is marked reviewed. Gene Ontology annotation, cellular component: membrane. NCBI's taxonomy places the organism in Eukaryota, Metazoa, Arthropoda, Insecta, Diptera, Drosophilidae.
UAGUCUAUAUUUUGAUGGCACUGCUCAAGGUGUGCGCCUUGGAACGCCGACGGAAAAACUCGCAUGAAAAUUGUGAAAAUCGAAAGCUAGCUGCGCCAUGUACUGCACCACCCGACUGCUCAGAUACGUUCUGUGUGUCAUCAGUGGCAUCUGUGCCCUAGGUGGCUGCCUGCUCAUCUGGUACGGCGCCUGGCUGCUGGAUAGCCUCUCUGAGGAGCAGCGGAUGCUGGGAAUGGAUCACGGUGAGGACCUGGCCGCCGUUCUCUGCGUCCUGCUGGGCACCGUCAUCGUGGUGGCCAGCAUUUUCGGAUCGGUGGCUGUGGCCAAGGACUCCAGGGUGCUGUUGAUCUGCUACGCCGUUUUGUUGGUGUUUCUCCUGAUCGUUCAGAUUGUAUUGGUCAGCAUAAGCUAUGCCGCCAGCCGAGAUUUCCUACCGGAUUCUUUGAGGCAGGGACUUGACGACCUGUGGGACUUGCAACACGAGGGCAACAGCACACUGAACACCUACGAGGAGUGGCUUCACUGCUGUGGCCGCAACAGUGCCGAGGACUACCUGCACUUGGAGAAGAUGCCUCCUCCCAGUUGUUGUCUCAAUCGGGACUGCACCAAGCAUCUGAAUCUUUUCAUGACAGGCUGCGAAGUCAAGUUCAAGGAGUAUGUCGGCGCAAAGACAGCCAACUUCCACUCGCUAAGUUGGUUCCUUGUUAUCUUUGAGUUCGCUGGCUCGGUGACCACCUGCUACCUGGUAGACAGCAUUCGCAAUCAUCGCGACCGCAUAAGAUUCUAUAAUUAAGAUAGUAUUUAGGGAUUUGCACGAACCGUAUUAUCGUUAUUUGUUGUGAGUAAUUUCCUAGCCAUACGGCCCUGGCGAAUUGUGAUUGUAGUUUACGAUGAUUAACCAAGUUAGGCUACAGAUACCAAGUAUUCAUUCAUAAAACUGUAAACUGGCACCCACGCCCACGAAAUAAUUCGAAACGAAAAUAAAUAAACCCGUUGCCAUUGACUAAACU